GAUGAAAAUCUUCCAGCUAAACAUCGAAAUCAAAGGCCCCGUGUGCCUCCUACAGGCAAGAUUCCUCCACAGCCUAAAAGACAGCAGCAAAAAUCUAGUGCACAAUCUGCAGCUGCUCUUGCAGAAAAAAAGAAGAAGAAAGAGCGAGAUGCCGCUAUUGCAAAAGAGAAGGAAAGAAUUAAACUUCUUAAAAAGGCAGAGGCGGAAGCUAAAGAGGCUCGAAAAGCGGAAUUGGAGCUUCAGAAACGGCUUGCUCAAGAGGCCAAAGAAGCAAAGAAAUUAGAGCAAGAAGCUCAGAAGAAGGCUGAAGCAGAAGCAAAAAAGGGCGAGCCCAAAAAGAAAAAAUCGACCAGCUCCAAAACUGGAAAAUUUACUACAUCUCCACAAGCCGAGGUCAGUUCUUCUUCUGCAGCGUCAUCGGCAUCUUCAAAAAAGGUUCAUUAUUUAGACAUUGAUUCCGAGAUGGUGCCACUCGGACAACUUAAAAAACAACGUAGGUCAGAAGUUUCAGCUUCCAAACCAACCAACCGUUCUUCUCCAACGGCGAAAAAGAGAGUUCCACAUGGCUAA
Messenger RNA from Scutellospora calospora, 570 nucleotides. The record is from the annotation of a GenBank genome assembly. NCBI's taxonomy places the organism in Eukaryota, Fungi, Glomeromycota, Glomeromycetes, Diversisporales, Gigasporaceae.